AUGGAUGUGGAAGAAGAGCGAAAAAACAAGUUGGGAGCACCUGGCUAUACCUCAGAUUCAAACAGCAGCUUGGGGGAUGCCAUUUGCAGGUUUCGAGGGAAGCUGUACAUCCUGAGCGAAGACUCGGCAUGGCAAGAAGCCGGCAUUGGGCAUGCGUCCCUUGGUCCAGAACUCGAGGAUUUGUACGAAGCGGCCAGGUCAGUGAUUGGCACUGGCACGAAUCGACGACUGCAGUUCAAGGAUGAGGAGAGUGUGGAGCCCAGGGUGGGAAGAUCCUUCACGACCGACCUGUCUUUGCCUCGGAUGUCUACCAGCUCCAAGGGGAAGGCUUUGAGCUUUCAAGAUGAUGAAGGAUCCCAAGCGAUUUACAGUCAGAUUUGCCACGAGCCUGGGCGGGUGCUGCCGGCUCCGAAGCUGACCAACCUCCAGGACCUGGCGCGACGGAUUGCCCUAGUGAACCCCAGCCAGCGAGAGCAGGUGGCGGGUGAGCUUGCGGAACCCGAAUUCCUGGCAGAGCUCAGGGAGACCUUCCAUAGCGCAGAGGAGGCUCAAGUGGAGUUGGCUCAAGCGGAGUUUGGUCAAAUCGAGGAGCCCAAGGCCUCCAAGUGGCUCUUCCGAGGAGUCUCUGGCUCCCUGGUCCUUGCCGCAGUGGCGACAGUGUGCGUCCUGAAGUUCCAGUCGCCAGUGGCAACGGGUGAUGCAACGGUCCUGGCAUCGCAGAAGAUGUACUCCGUCCACUCCGGUCAUCCCUUCGUCUCCUGUUCCGCAGGCACCAUUCACCAAUGUCCGGCCUCCUGGAAUGCCCCAGGAAAUGCAGGUGGCUACCACUGCCUGCACAAGCUCAAGUUCCAAAAAUCGGAAGCGGCCUACCAAGCCUCUGGUGGGGCCUGCCGACCUGCAAAGCAGGGCCCAUUCCCCCUGGAUGACUGCGCGCACCAAUGCGCCAUUGGAAAUGCUGGGCACUCGGGCAGCCACGGGCACUGGGGCAGCCACUGGCACUCCAGUGGACACUCUUCUGGUGGUCACUUUUCGGGCGGCCACUACUGGGGACAUCACUCUUGGGGGCACUCCGGAGACUACACUGGCGGAUACUACUCAGGUGGAGACUAUACCGGUGGCGACUACUCCGGAGACCACGGUCAUGGCAGCCAUGUGAGCCAUGUGAUCCAUGUCCAUCAUUAUGGAACACACCAUGGCAGCAGUGUCUCGCACUUCCAUGAUGCACACUGGGGUGAUGCCAUUCACUCAGGCUCCCCUGAUGGAUAUUGGGGCGCAGGUGGUCAUUUUCACUCCUGGAGUGAUGUCGAUGGAAGUGACUACUUGAAUGGCAAGGGCCCCGCACCAGUUGACUUUGGUGAUGUAGAUGGAAGUGACUACUUGAAUGGCAAGGGCCGCACCAGUUGA
Molecule: messenger RNA, 1404 nt
Organism: Cladocopium goreaui
Lineage: Eukaryota; Dinophyceae; Suessiales; Symbiodiniaceae
Source: the annotation of a GenBank genome assembly